AGACAAGUGUUGGGGGAGUUGGGGGAGUGUGUGUGUGAUGCUACAACCUCCUUAUAAAGGGACUCUCUCUCACGUUGUGGCUGUGGAAAUUAGAGCACAUUGCCUAAAAUUGAGGUCUGCUCACACACACUCUCACACACACACACGCCGAGUCACCGAGAACCCGCUGCCAUGAGCUGGAUGAACGUUGAGGAGACGCUCCGCAGGGCCGAGACGCCUCUCUUCUGGGUCGGUGCGUUCACUGUGGCCUCCCUGACGCUGUGGCUCCUCUACAGGCUGCUCUCUGGCUUCAGGAUCUGGGUCUUGGGGAACGGGCAGCUGCUGACUCCGAAGCUGGGCAAAUGGGCAGGUGAGUUGGGUCACAUCAAAUUUCACGCCAACCUACAUGUCGGUCACGAAGAGGGCAGGUGGACUCGACGAGAGAAUGAGGUUAUGGGGCUAAAACUUGACUCUGGCUCACAGAGGAGUCGGUUCUGGUGCGUUUUUGAGGCUUAAUUUGGUGUUGCGUAACAGGCGCAGGUAAGCAGCUGAUUGACCGGCAGGAUCAUUCUCCUUAUUAGUCCAAUUGGAGCUUUUUUUCCCCCUCAAACAGCAGCAGCUUCUCCUUUUCACCCACAUUUGGAGCAGGGCAGGGGGAUGCCCCACAUUGGUGAGCCAGGAGCCAAAUUGCGCAGGCUAUGCGCACUUUUUCACAGAGCAGGGUUUUUUUUAUGUGGGUGAGCUCUCAGGCAGAGCUCCACUGAACCACAUUAGUCCAUCCGCAUGAUGUAGGACAGACCCGCAUGCCCAAUUAAAACGUGACCUACAUUUUCAUCAUUUUUCCAGCCUCUGUUUUUCAAGUUUGGUGUCUCAGAUUUUGUCUCUGUUGUUGAAAAUCUUUGACCUCAGCCGGUGUUUGUCAUGUCGUCGCUCUCUUGUCACAUCAUCCUCCGUUUGCCCUACAUUCGGUUAGAUAACGUUUCUCUGUUUAAAGUUGCUCUUUCUCUACUUUUUCAUCGUGUUUGGGCGGAUAGAAGCAGGUUUAUGGUGAAAUCUGCGCGUAUUUGGAGUCAGUAGAGCCUCUAGUCUCUCAGGAAUCGCCCUGCCAUGGCUUGACCCAGUUCUCUAGUCUCCUAUUUUUGAGGAGACUGCUGCGUCUGGAGCCUCUCGCUGCGCAAUUUCUCACCGAGUCUUUCAUUUCUACAUCUGAAUAUCUUUUAAAAAUAAGAUUUUAAUGUUCUAAGAAAUAACCAGUUGGUUGAUCUGCACCGUGACGCACUUUGUCUCCAAAUCGUGUUUUUUUAUGAAUGAACUGGGUGUUUUAAUUGAUCCAUUUUGCGCCAUUAAAGGGGGGCAGAAACCAUGACGCAAAGCGGAGAAGCUUCAGGAAUGACAAAUGUACAUAUUUUUGAGAUUGUGCUGAAAUAUGCGGAGGAAUACCGGUGCACACCGAUGAGUCAUGCGCUUGUUCAUCGCUUCGUCAUCCAUUGGUCAUAUAGAAAGUGUGAUACCCCCACCCCCCUCUGUUAUCUCCACCUGCAGAAACACUAGAUCCUCUCGUUUGGGGUCCCCCUCUUUCAUUUUUAGGAAAUCUAAAUCAUUCCAGUGAAGCAAAGAGGCUUUUUUCUAAAUUCAGGUGUAAUGGUUCAAAGGUUGGCUCUCAGUUUUCCAGUUUUGGUGAUCCUUGCUGUUUUAAAAUGUAGAUUUCAAAGGGUUAAUGUAACCUAUUUCCAGAUUUUCCUCGCGGUUACAUUAUUCUGACAAUCUCUGCCUUGGGAACUGGCACGCCACUCCCUGAAACCAGUUUGUGCCACCAGUCUGACGAGUCUGACGUUAAUUUUCAAUCACAACGGUCGUGAAGGGAACAGGUGAAGAGGAGAGGAGGAAGAGGAGGAGGUGGUGAGAGGGUUGGAGAUGUGUGUGUUAAGGAUGAGGUGUACUCCUCCUCAGCUGGUUGGACCAGAUGUGCAGGUCUGACCGGGUUUUUGACGGUGGUGUGAUUUUGUUCUUCUCUCUGCGUGUCUCCACCUUUGACUCGGAGACAGAGACACCGGUUACAACUUGUUCAACCUCCUCUUUAGUUAUUGUUCUUUAAUGUUUAUAGUUUAUUAAGAAGAAUAGAGAGAGUUAGAUGCAGGAACAAACUUCUGGCACUAAAUCUUGUUGUUUUUAUCGUGGGAAAAUGCUCCAGGCUUCAUAAAUGUCAUGAAACUUUGCAGAUUUUUGAUUUAAUUUUUACAUAUUAUAGUUUGAACACCAACUCUGUGCUUUAUUUUCAAUAGAUAGUUAAAGGAAACACACAUAACUUGCUUUGGAGUCAAAUUGUAGUCUCCAAAUGUAAACUUUAUUGACUUUUACGCAGCAGUGAUCAGUCUUAAACUUCACGUUAUAUUUCCACACUAGGUUUUUGAGUGUCAUGCUUUCUUGGAGAAGCGUGUCAUCCCUCAAACAUGUGCUUUUUGUAAUCCUCACGUCUGCUGUCGCAACACCUGCAGACCACAGUCAUUUCCUGGUCAAACAGGUUCUGAAAGUCUGCCUGGUAACUCAGAGCUCCAAACCAUCAGAUCAGACUUCAUCCUCUCCUCUCCUACAAGGUGAGGUCAGUGUUAAAGUCUGAGUAGUUUGGAGUUUCUGCGUGUUUUUGUUGCUGCUGCAGCUCUCAGGCUGAGGGGGACAGAGGAGGGAGUUCCUCUGCUGGUCUUUCCUCUUAGUGCAGGAGACCCCUAGUGGCAGAGCAGGUGAAGUGCAGCCUGAGAUCCAGCGGCUUCCCCAGCCUCUCCACUGCACUGAGCAUCCACACACACACACACACCCUCCCCAUCACCACCAUCUCCGUGUCUGCAGCUCUGUUUUUCUAAACGGAGACACAUUUUAAUCUUUAUUUUAGUGUUUAGUUUUUAAAAUGCAUGUAAAGAAAAGGAGAUUCCUGCUGUUUUUGCAGCUAUUUGGUUCCCAAGAUAGAGAUAAGUCACUCAGUUUGCAUAUUCAAUGUUUAGUUUUAACGUCAGGUUACAUUUUUACAGUAUUUUUUAUGAUUUGUUUUCCAUUUUUCUUCCGUUUGCUCUCACCGUGCGUUAAAGCUCAGUUUCUCCUCUCUGCUCCCUCCACUCUCAGCCCCCCCAGCAUCCUGUAUUAUAUAAGGGAGCCGGUGUCUGCUCUGUUGCGUGUGUGUAAAACUCCAUUACAGAGAAAUAAAUUAGACCAAAGGGAGCUUUUUUAAGCGAGGGUGGGGGCUGCUGCUGCUGCUGCUGCUGGUGGUGGUGGAUGUGACAUGCGCCUUAGAAGUCCCCCCCCCCCCCCCUUCCUUUGACAUCAGAGUUUAUUGAGAAAAUGGUGCUAUUAUAUAAGAGGGAUGCAGCCAUUCAUCAGCAGCCGCACAGGAGUGACAAAGACCCGGGUCAGCACUUACGCAAGAAUUUCGUUGAGUUUGAUUCGACUCCAAAAAUAAACAUUUAAGGCGCGUGAGAUGUCAACACAAGCUGUGGGCCAAUCAGAGCACAGAAGCUGCUUUAAUUAUUAUUUUAAGGGAAUAAUUUAGUGGUUUUUUUAUGAAUAGGAAUAAGCUUCAUUCACGGUGAGGAACAUGCACACAUGUGAAUGAAAUGCAUCACUGUGUGUGUGUUUGUACUGAGGCAGGGUCUCCUCUUCUUCAUCCUUGUGAAUGUGCUUCCCCCUAGUGAUUUGUAUGAGCGAGAGAGAGUGUGUGUGAAUGUGUGUGUGUGUGGGCGGAGAGAGAGAGAGAGAGAACACUUCAUGUGAUGAACACGCUCUGUGACACGUGCCCGAGCCAGGGAUGCUGGGUAAAAAAAAAAAAAGGAGGGAGAGGAAGAGAGAAAAAAAUCCUCUGCAUCUCUCUCAUUUCAAGCUCCCCUCCUUCCUCUCUCCUCCUCCUCCUCACCCAUCUCCCCAUCCAGUCAGUGUGUGGAUCAGUUUCUCUCUUUGAGUCUCCAGCCCCAUCAUCUUCCUCUGAGCGUCUUCAGCUCUUUUUUUUUUUUUUCUUCAGGGUUUUAUUUUUUCCCACAUUCUUCAUCUUUUUUCCCUCCUCUCCCCCUCCUUAUUUUGCCCCCAGACUGAGUCCUGAUAUUAUUUAUAAACGCACAAGAAAACGGUCCAGUUAAUGUUGAAUAUUCAUCAGGAGAAAACUGAACAGAGUCCUGUAACUUAUGCUCAGAUAUUGGUUUAUUUGGGGGGAUGUUUUCUUCAAUGAUGCUCAAAUAUAAUCAUCGCUGACAUUGAGUUAAAAACCUAGGAUUCCUCAUAGUUCAGACUCCUCAGUGACUGUAAAUCAGAACCAGUCCAGAUCAGAAUUAAAGCUCCUGUCAGGACUUUUUAAAUGGUUUCAAAACAGACUGAAAUUGACACUGAUUAAUUUUUCCAACCCAAAAGAUAAACACUUAGUUGUAUUCUAGUAUUUUUAACGUCUGAAUCUGCUCAGGAGGUGGAGGUGUCAGACCAAACAACUGUUUAAAGCUCCUGUAAAGAUAUUUUUCAUGUAAAUGGAAUAAACUAAAAUUAAAAUAUGUGCCUUUUUAUGAUACACAAAAGUAAACAAGAUGAUUUGUAGCAAGAUUUAGAAUUUUAAAACUUAAAUUUUUAGUGUCUGAAACCAAAACGAUGGAGGGUAGGUGUCAGCCGUGCGGCAAAGUGAGCCCCACUUUUCCAUUUUCUAUGUAAAAUAUUCUUAAUUUCUCAGUCAAAAGUCAGACAGAUGACAUUUUUGUCAAGACACUACUCAGCAAAGAGUGCUUUGUCCACAGGGGGCGCCAUAAUGGACACAGACCUAAAGCACCUCACAGGAGCUUUAAGAAACAGCCUUUCAAAUAUUUAUAAUUCAUGUAAAUUUUUGGCUGUUAAAAGAAGGCAGGGCGAGAGCUUAGCUUGAAAACGCUACCAUGACAUGUUCAGGACCAGACAGGCAAAGCUUUGAGGCCCCGUUUAUACGUACCCGGUUAUUUUUAAAAACGGAGACAUUAACCAUCGUUUGCACCCUUGUUUAGACGCAAACAGAGAAUUCGUCCCUAAAAACGAUGCUUUUGGAAACAAAGUUUGCACGUUUGCAUGUAAACGGAGAAAAUCAGAGGAAAACAGAGUUUUAGGUAGCCGACGGCAGAUUUUGCGCAGGAAAGGAUGGAGGGAUGACGUUGUUGUUGUUGUUGUUGUUGUUGUUGUUAUUGCUGCUAUUCGGGAUUCUGAUUGGCUAAUGUGGGCUUGAGCUUUCUCGCUACACCGCCACCUACAGGUUUGAUCUGCUCUUGAUGGCAUAUAUACAUUGGUUAGUGUAAACAAAACUUUUCUGAAAGCGUAGUGGUGAAAACAGCCGGAUACAUGUAAACGCAGUCUAAGAUGUCUGUCUUUGGCCAAAGGGGGCGCUAAAACUGAUAUAUAUUUACUUAUACUUUAUAUUUGUCCCAUUUGUGUCUGAUUUUUAGAGAGGGUUAAUCUAAAUCCAAAUCUUAAUAUGACCCUGUUAUACUUGAAACACAAAUCUCCACACAUGCGUAUCUGUUUGCAUAUUUGUGUUUGUUUUGCACUGCGCCGGGUUAAAGGUGUCAUUGAGUGCAGUUAUGUAGUCACAGUCUCAAUCGCGUCAUCUUAAACACACAAUACUGGACCACCAGCAUAUUUGACACAGGGAGUUUAUUGCUCUCUCUGCACAGUGACACCUUCCUUCCUUCCCUCCUUCCUUCAUUGGUUGGGUGGUUACAGUCCAACAUGCCAGAAAGGCAGUUUGGUCACUUGUGAGUAUCUGUUGAAACCGUCUUCAAAGAGUUUGGCGUCAGUGAAUCAGGGACAAACAAGGAUCCAAGAAUGUAUGAAGUCAUGUUCAGUUUAAAGACAACACCUGAGUUUGCUGCACAAACACCGACGGUGAGGGCGCGUGAGAGAGUGUGGGGUUGAAUUUAGUCCAAGAGAGAGAGGUUGUAGUUUUGUCAAGUCAGAUAUCAGGAUGUUUGAAAUGAUCUGUGUAGAGAAGAAAGUACAGCUGCAAAACUCUUGUUCUUGUUAUGAACUGCUCUGUGACACGACUUAUCUGAUAUGAUAAACAAAAGCUCAGGAGUGCUGACGAGGCUUUUUAGUUACUUUCAGGGUUAAAUUUUAAGAAUCAAAUUUAGUAAAAUCCAGAUUUACCGUUUGAUCUUAAAGCAGUUUGCAUUGUUUUAUGAGGCUAGCAUCGCAUUUAACCUUUUAGUUUUAAAGCUCCUGUGUCAAUCACUCAGGUUGUGUUGAUUUUGGUGCCCCCUGUGGAUAAAGCUAUCACUGCUGAUUUUGGCCUGCACAUAUGAGUUUCAUUAUCCUCCCUUUUAAGAGUAAAAAAUUUAUAAACAAUAUAUAAAAAUACAAAAAUAACACCAUUAUUAUAGUACUAAGAAAAAGUCACUAAGCUUUUUUACCACUUUAAAACUCCUUACAGGAGCUUUAAUUCAGCUCAGAUCAUUUCUUAAAAAGCAUCAAAUAUAUUUAUUAAAGUAAGAUCAUUUAAAAGUUGGAAUUCUAACACUUCUAUUAAGUUUGUAGCUUAAACUAGGCUUGCACAACGUGAGAAGAAUAAUAAUGCUUGAUCACAUCGUUUAUUUUUUCAAUAUUGUUCUAGAUCACAUAAAUAAACUGAUGCACAAGUAUAGAUUUCUACGUAGAUCUGCUGUUUAAAAUAUCUGUGUUUGCAGCAUCAAACUUUUAUGAAUCUAAAAUAAAUCCAAAGAGCUGUUUAAAUCUUUCUUUUGCAAUAAGAUUUAUUGUGAAGCUGCAAUUUGAAUAAUUUAACGUGAUCAGACUCCUUUUGCUUAAAUAUCAGGUGAACAAUAUGCACAUUGUUGCAUUUGGGAUGCUUUGAGUUUAUUAAGAUUUAAAAAAUAAGUGUAUAUCUCUUCUUAUUUUUUAAGGGUUAGACUUUUAUUAUAAAAGGUUUUUUUUCCUUCCUGGUAAUUUUUCUGUCGAACUUUCCUUCCUUCAUAGAAACUCAAACUUCCUCACAGUUCAGCCUGUCCUUAAACGCCACAAAGUCAAAUAUGGAAAGUUUGUUUCCUGCUCCAAAAAUCACCUUGUCUCCAUGCAAGUCCUGAAAGAAACUAUUGAUUUUUAAACAAAGCAUGUGACUGCAGGAGGGAGGGAGAAAGAAGGAGGGAGGGGGGACUAUUUUUUGCUCUGUACCCAAAUAUAGAUGCUGCUUCUAUCUUUGGCGACUCUGAAGUGCAUGUUCUCUUUUUCUCUGUCUCUUUGUCUCUCUCUCUCUCUCUCCCUCCCCUCGUUUCUCCCCCUCUCUCCCCUCUCCUGAUCAAGCUGUAUUUUUGUCGACUUUUAUAUUACCCAUGUGACUUUCUUCCCCUGCUAUUUAAAGCAGCGUGUGUGUGUGUGUUUGAAUGUGGAAGGUGGGUGGAUGGAGAAUGGGGAUAUAUAAAUAUAUGUGUGUGUGUGUUUGGUCUAGAAGAGGAGAGGAAAGGGGGGGGUAGCUGUCUUUGGAUCUUGUGCUGCAUCCCUCCCUCCCUGCCUCCCUCACUGCGAGGUGGGAGGGGCUGCUCGUUGAUAGGCGAGUUUGGGGUGCGACAGAUUACAUAACAGUACGUAACGAGAGCGGGGCAUACAAGGACCGCAGUCUCUCCUCACUGAGAAUCUUAAUUGGGGAUUUGGUGAAGGUGGGUGGGGGUGAUGAAGAGUGAGGGGGAGGAGGGGGGUGAGCUCAUUUUAGAUGUGUCUCGCUCUCUUUGUGAAUAAGAAGUUGAAUCUUCUUAAAAAAAGAGAAAAAAUCCCCCUGUAGGUAAGUGAUAGUCAGGACUGUGCCAGCUCUCUGCAACUAGAUCAGCUUCUUCCUCCUUCGUUUUUAGACUCAAAAUUGAUGUUUAAUUUGGUUCUUUUUGUUUUUGUGCUUUUAUUUUGAAACAAUCUGGCACUAGGAUGUCUCUCAUGGUCCCUCAAAAUGGAAUAAAACAGUAGAUAUAUAAGAACUCUUCCGCUCUUUAUGCAUAUUCCCUCUUAUGCGGUACAUAAAUAUCUUUUCAAACCAAGCCAACAUCAGAUGUUUGUGGUUUUUUUCCCAGCCUGCAUUGCUCACCCUGGCAUUAAGUCUUCAGGUGGAAGGAGGCUGAGGAUGCAGCAGCAGCAGCAGCAGCAGCAGGCUGGUCGCCGUGGUGAUGGUGAUGGGGGAUCUUGUUGGUAUUCAGGUGCUGCGGCAGGCAGGCAGGCAGGCAGGCAGCUCCCAGACGAGGCAGUGCAGGCGCGCUGCUAUUUUUACUCCUCCUGCUGCUUUUUUUAGACCCUCAGAAUAGUGAGCAGGCAGCAGCAGCAGCAGGGGCUGCUCCACUGCUGAGGAGGGAGGGAGGAAGGGAGAGAAAGAGAGGGAGGGAGGGAGGGAGACAGAAAAGGCUGGGGGAUGUCAAUACCUCUGGACGUGAUGUGCAGCGUUAAGCACAGCAGAGAUGUAGUGCCAGUGCGCCCCCGUCAGGCUGGCACGGUGGACCAGUUUCCUCACAGGCGAUGUAAUGGGGGGGGGGGGUUACUGGGGAAUGAAUGAGAGGCAGUCGUGCACACAUCCUCUGUGCAAACACACACACAUGAAUACAUUCAUGAAUUCACACACUCAGCUGCUCCCAAACCUCCAUUUGUUUCCUCACAUCACUGAAUACGCACACAUUCACUCUGAGUGUGUGUGUGUGUGUGUGUUUGAGCGUCAGUAGUGCUGCUGUCAGUCACGUGUGUGCUUACGUAGAACCUUUUCUGUUGCAUUACGUGUGUGUGUGUGUGUGUGUGUGUGUGUGUGUGUGUGUCACAGAUGUAAUGCAACGUUGACGUGAGGAGAAUUAAAUCCUGCUGGGAGCACUGGGAGAGGAAAAGUCUGUGUGACAGAUUUGAGCAGGAGUAUUUUUGGACACUGUGUUCUGCUCGGUCGAUGUUGGGGUAUUGGACCGGGUGGCUCGGGUUUUCUUGUUGGUCCUGCAGAAUCCGGUGCAGGUUCAGUUUGGUUCAGACUCCUCUUAGUCCUCUUAUUGCAACAUGAAUUCACAGUUUAGUGUUUGCUGCACUCAUGAUGCCUGACAGCGACUCAGAAACAAAGAGGAAAUGUUUUAGGAUUCAGGAGGAACUCGGUGUCCUAAUCUCACUGUACCCCCCCACCCCCACACACACACAUAAACAAACACACACAUACACAUACACACCAUCCUCCCCCGUUACACACACACACUUCACUCUCACUCACUCCCAAGACAACGUUUAUUCAGAAAACGGUACUAUUAUAUAAUGAGUGGGAGGAGUGUAGUUAUUCAUAAGUACAGCACGAGGAUUUGGGUGGUGGGUCUGGGAGGGGGGGGGCAGCAGGCUUCAGGAAGGGAGGGGGCGCUGGUAGACACACGCUUAGUGGAAAAUCACAAAAGUUCCGAUGUUUUCGGUGUUUACUUCUGUCUUUGUCUUUAUAGAGCUGUUUCCAAAGUCGAUGGAGGAUCGUUUUCAAACCGUCUUCACCGUUUAUUUCAGUCAAAUCUGGAAUAAAUACAAUUCUGCCUUUAAAACUGAACAGAUCUGUUUGUAUCUUUGAGAUUAUUUUAAUUUCUAUGACUGAAUUCUGAAAUGUGAACCAACCACGACAGUGUUAGACAUUUUUAAAAAUAUAAUCAGGAUUUUUUGACUGAUUUUGAAAAAGCCUUUAAUCUGUUUUUUAGCUGUUUAGGCCGUAGACUGUAUUUAGAAUAGACGCCGUCUGCUUCAUUACUGGGUGAAGCCAACCCAAGAACAGCACCCUCUGCUGACGGGCUGCAGUAUAGGUCAUAAAUCCCGCCUCCUCCAGCAAUCCCUAUGGAGCUGUGGACAAACUUUAUAAAUUAAUGACACAGAAUAUAAAUGUUUCUCCCCCCUGUUUGUGAUGUUGACAUGUAGUUACUGUCAGACUGGUUUGUGCUCAAGUCCUCUUUUUUCUGUACAGCUCCAUUUUUAAAAGUUAUCAGGGGGUUCAUGUUUUCAAUGAUUGAUACCUGGUACAGCCUAUGGAUGUACAAGGAUUGCGUAGCUCUCCCGCUGUUUGAGCCGAGCGUCAUCACAGCGACUCUCGGCAACUCUGUGUCUCAAUUCAGGGUCUGCUGGGACAGAUCAGGUAGCGAGGGAUCAGGGUAGCUGGGUCUACGAAAACCACACAGCUAAGGAGAGAUUUGAAGAGGUGGCCAUUCAACCUCUUCACCUGUUAUCAGGCUAACAAACCGGCCUCAUGACACGAGGUCGGGCGUCUGCGUGUGCUGGACUGGGCCUCCUCUCUGGACUUUGGAGAUCCAGUUAGGAGCAAUGGAUGAUUUAAUUAAUCAUCAAUUGAUUAGUUUAAUUAAAGUAAUCCUCAAGGAGACUCCUGCAGCUGGUUCGGUCCACCAGGUGGUCUGUCUGAAGAGGACUCUGAUGUCUUUGGUUGUGGACAUGUUGUUGGUUUUCACUCUCAGUGCUGUUGAAUCCGGUUUUAUCCUCUCACUCGGGCUUUCUCACCGACUUACAUCAGAACCACAUUAAACUAUUUGACCUACAGAGUACCAGAGACGUCAAACCGGUACGUCUGCUCACCUUUAGUACGCUAAAUAUCAGAAGUAAAACAUGUUUAGUAGCCACUUUCUCCGAGUCUAAAUUGUCUCACAGCAGCAUCUAAUCUACACAAACAUCAGACAGUGAACCCUGGAGGUGAAAGAUGUUGGUUUGAAAUGGAGCAGGUGAAUAUUCUGGGGUUUUCAGGAGUUAAAAAAACAGAAAUAUUUUCCUUUUAUACAGAAUAAAAUCAUGAGGAAGGAUGAAUAGAUGUUAGCGGAUUCAAAAACAUCACAAUGUCCCACAGUUAUUCGAUAAAUCUGAUGUAUUUAAUCAAAUCAGUUUCAGGAUUGUACAUUCUCUGAUCAGUAUCAUGCCUUUUUUUUCUAACCUAACUUAAUUAAAGAAGAAUCUAAUGUUUGCGCUCAGACUGUCACCUCUGUUGGUAUUAGGAACAUGUCUGGCAUGCACAGCCUGCACACAUGUUCGAUCUGACGCGUAUCCCGCGUUCUUCUCUGUCAGGUCCAGGUUCAAAGGGUGACUCUGUUCCUGUGUUUUGUACGUAUGUACAUUCUUGCACGCUCCUCCGUCAGGUCAGGGUUGAAACGAUGAUGCUGUACGUGCGCUCUCUCUCACACAGGUGUCACUUUUUACACCUGAAACUCAGUCAUGCAGGUGUGUGCAGCAUCAUCAUCCCAGCUGCCUCUUCGUGGACCGGAUUAGUAAUCCCACUUGACAGGAAUGUGGUCGGAGCACUGAGGCCCCUCCGGUUGUCAUUUUAGUCGUGUGGUUUUGUCUUUUCUGGUUUUCAGGUUCAGCUGAUGUGACCUGUCGUUGUUUUCAGACUAGUUGGAGGUUUUCUUCAUCUUCUCUCAGGCCUUCGCUCGGCUUGUUGGAGCGAGAUGUGUCAGACGAUAAAAGGCUGUCUUCUUCUUAUCACUGAGCAAACUACAACUUAGGUCACGCUGCAGCUUCGUGAUCUGAACCACUCAGAUUCUUCAACUGCAAGAACAGCCAUGCAGAAAGAGAAGAUAAGCUGAGACUCUGAGACAAUGCUGCAAGACCUUUAUCAAAGCCUGAGAUUCCUACCUGUGAAAGCUUUCUGACCACACAGAUGGAUCUGGAUUUUGCACACCUGUUGAAAAACGUCUUUCAGAUGCAACCCGAGAAUGUGAAGCAUAAGAUAACUCAAAAAUUUGCAGUCGGGUUGCAGAGACACUAAAUGAUGCGCAGCCUAAAAAGAUCAUAAUCCUGCUUGUUUAUUUUUCUCAUUUGAGGUGCAGGGACCGUCUACAAAGUACAAUACCAACAAAAGAUGGUGCAAAAUAUUCUGAAACUUCACUCCGGAUAGGUGCACGGUCAAACCACCUUCCAUGUUAAUAAAUACAGCAGUGAGUUUGGAAAAGUAAACUUUGGCUGUAAAGUGUAUUUUUGAUGAAAAACUUCUCAUUUUUACUUAUUUUACUUCAACAUUUGACUUCUGAUAAAACCUGAAAACAGGAUAUUUCAGCCUGUUCGUUAAAUCUCAUAAAUCUCUUUAUAAACUCGAGUAUUUAGCGUUAAAAGAAGCAGAUUUGAGUCGAGGUGGUUGGUUGUUGUUGUCUCUUCUCUCCUCAUCCUCAGCCAUUUUACUCUGCAGCUUCACCUCCCCUCUUCUCCCCACCUCUGUCUGCCUCCACCUGCCUCUGCAGCCGGAGCUGGAUUUGGUACGACCCGCGCCCAUUGAGGCUUUUCUGCCACGGAGCGUUUCAUUCUUAACACGGGGGGGGGGGGGUUUAAAAAUAACCAGGGAUUCUGCUCGCUUUUUCACUUUUGACUUUGUGCUACUCUCUCUCUCUCUCUCCUCUUCUCUCAUUCACUCCCCCUCUCCAUCCCUCCUCCUCCUCCUCCUCCUCCUCCUCCACAACCGCCAUCUCUAUUCUGUCUCUUUCUCCUUCACUCAUUCGCUCUCUUGCUUCGCUCCAGUUCUAUUUUUAGCCGCCCCUAGGAUCCCUCCUCAUCCCUCCCCUCUCCUCUCCGUCUCCCUACCCCACUUCACCCUCCUCCUUUCUCCGGCUCCAUGUUCGUCAUCACUCCCUCCUCCCUGCAUCCCCCCUUCUCUCUCUCUCUCUCUCUCUCUCAUCUUGUCUCUCUUUUUCUCUCCCGCUCUCUCUCUCUCUCCAGCUCUUUGCCGGAGAAUGUCCUCUACCUCUAUUAAUCUUUCAUCAAGCCUCGCUAAUAAUAUAUUCGCGUGUGUGUUUGAGUACCCCAAUCCCUCCUCAACACCAACACCACCUCUUUAUUGUCUUGUUCUUCCUUGCCUCCUUCCAUCCUUGUCCUCCGUCAGUCAAAGAGGAGCUGGGGUUGAUGGGCAGUGAAGGUUUAAAAAUAGACCCGCUUGCUUGACAAGGUGAGGAGAACUGUGAACACAAGAACAUCAGCUCCUUUCUGUCCUCGCCUUUCCCCGUGUUCUCCGUCUUUUGUCGCGUUCAAAUCUGAAAAUUUCCUCCACAUUUGCACCGCAGAGACAUCUUUAGGUUUGUUUAUGUGCAAAUAAACUCUUAAAUGAUCUUUUUAAAUUUCACUUUUCAUGGCAGGGGUGAGGUAUCAGUGGGUGUCGAGGGCUUUGUGAGUCCUUGUAUCUUCGUUCUGCCAUCUUAUCUCCGCCUUUUUGUACAAUCUCCGCCCUGUCUUUUGUCUUUGGAGCUUCAUCUUUUGUGAUUCAGCUCCUAUCCAUACCAUCUUUGCUUCUCGAUUCACUCCGAACACUCUCCUUUGUGUGCAUGAUGAGGCUGGAUGUGUUUCUAACAGAGGAAGUGAUACCUGACCGAUGAAGAAGUUGUCAUUGCGCAGCUUAGAGAGAGGCUUUCCUGAAUAGUAUUAGAGGGUGUGAGUGCCAACAGGUUUGCUGACGUGAAAACCUUCAAAUAACUGUCCCGUCUGUCACCUCGGGGCUCUGAAGCGGACAAACCUGAUGUGAAGGUGCGUCGUGGAGCUCGGUUCAAAGAGGCGCAGAUUGUUGUUUUAUGUCACAAGAAGCGUCAGUAACCGCAGAAGUGAGGGCAGAGAGAUGUGCCAAAGACUGAGUCAGGGCGGCAUGGUUUCUCCUCGGUGAGGUCGCUGAUGUCAUGGGACUUAGAAGUCACUUAACUUACACUCACCUGAGUUUAGAUGUUUUAGUCGAUAACAAUCCCGAUCUCCACCCAAAACUUUGCAACUCCCAAACUUAUCUGAGAGCUUGAAAUGGUAUGCAAAGAAGGAGUAGGGAGUUAUUAUUGAAAUGUCACCAGUUGCAUCGACGAUAUACAUUCCCAUAACUGAUCCAGUUUCAGUUUUUGGUCACACAAGAUCCUGGAAGUGACCGUUUUGCAUGCGCUGCAUCGUCUGUGGUGAAUAAAGCGAUCAGACCCUCCUUUCCUCACGGCAGAUCGGUGCAACAAAGUUUGGGUGUGUAGAGAAGCUGCAGAUGCUGAAAAACGUGUUAAAUGGGGGGUCACUACUGUCAACAUGUUGUCUCUACAGCAGUGCAAACUUUGUGGAGAGAUGAGAGCAGGGAGAGGAGCAGGAGGAGGAAGGUGUGUGUGUUAGUAAAGCAGAGGGAAAGAGUGAGCAGGAUGAUAUGUCGUGAUAAUAAAAGCCUAAAUCUGGAUGUUCAAGCAAAGCAGUUCUGAGCAAACCUGAUUCAGAACUCAGGCUAAGUCCAGGAGAAGAGUCUGGUCAAAGUUGGACUUAAAGAAAGUCCAGAACUGUGUGUUAGUAAAGCAGAGGGGAGGAGUGAGCAGGGCGAUAGAUGAUAAACCAUGACAUCAGUCCACCUAAAUCUGGAUGUUAUCGUCAGGAAAGUUCAGGUGUUAAAGUGUUGGAGAGUUUUCAGGUUCAAUUCGAGCGUGUUGAAGUAAAGGUCGUCAAAGCAGUGAGUCCAGGAGUCUGGUUAAAGCCGGACCUACAGAAAACCCAGAACCGUGUGUCUAGACAUCCUCGUCUGCAUGCAUGAAUUGAGGUGUUGGACUGAUGCACAGUAGUCUGGACUCUUGCCCCUCUCCAUCGUCUCAGAGUUGUGUACAUAAACCCGUCCUAACCUCUUUUUCUUCUUCUCUUGUCUCUCUACAGUUGUGACUGGAGCCACUGAUGGAAUCGGGAAAUCCUAUGCGGAGGAGGUGAGGCUCCUGGACCCUUAUUUAUUUCAUUUCUUUCAUGGAGGAAAAAAAAAAAAGCUAUGACUCAUGCACACUCACACACACACACACACUCACACGGUGUGUUAACUGACAGACCUUGGUAGGGGAGAGCUCUUACAGGCCUAUUAGCGUGGAGGAGAGUCCUCACACACACAUGCACACACACUUGAAUCCAGGUUUGUCGUCAGGAGCUCGUUCCGGGGUAACAGGCACACGUUGAAUGGGGGCUACCCUGCCACGUGUUUGGCUCUCCUUGUGUGGGUGUGUGGCUGGAUAAUGUAGUCAUGUUGGGCCUUUGACUCAUACCGGCGCUGCUACAGUGGGGCUAGCUGCUUGUCACGCAACAGUAGAGCAACAUUUAACAGAAAAGAAACAGGAUGAAUCCAAGAUUUGAAACUCCUGCGACUCUUAGACGAUAACAACUCUAACCACAGCAGCUCUCAUGCUUUUUUGCACGUUAAUGUAAAGAUUGAGGUCAAAUGGAUCUCCAGUGUCAGGAAAGGUGAUAAAAAGAGAGUAAAAAUGAGGAUUAGCAGAUGAGAUUAUAAAUUGAGAUUUUAGCUUUCUCUCAUUAUACUUUAGAUGUUAUGAUGCAACACCAAUAUUCAUUUGGCAUAUCGUAAAAACUUGCGUGGACAUGUAAGUUAACAUUCACCCCAAAAUCGCCAAAGUGGUCGAGAGCGAUAUUUGCAGAAACACGCUGAAAAUUAAGAAAUAAUGACAUAAUGAUUUAAUUUCUUCUUCUGUUUAAUGUCAACAAAUAAAAGUGGAAGACGACUGUCGUUAAAAACUAAGGCUAAAUAUGCAGGAUGUGAAUAUGGUCAAAUUUACAAGGUCUGAUGUCGUGUUGGACCAACCCGGCUAGGUAUGGGACCUGGUACUGUUUACAUGUUUGAUAUAAACGAUCAAAGUAGCCAAUAAGAAAAGAGAAACAAUAACGGUGCAGACGCUCGUCUAUGCAACAUACACCGAACAUUACCAAGCUAACACUGUCGUUGAAACGUAACGCAAGCUUACACUUAAGUUCAGCUGCAGGAGCAUUUACGUAUUUAUUGUUUUUAAAGUUUGAUGGAUUUUUUUGGCGUCCGUUACUAACCUUUGUUUCCUCUCCAGCUGGCUCGCCGAGGCUUCGCCAUGAUGCUGAUCAGUCGUACUCAGGAGAAGCUGGAUGACGUGGCCAGGUCACUGAGUAAGUGUCUCUGUGUGUGUUUGUGUUUGUGUUUGUGUGUUCAUCUCCACCACAUCAUGGAAACUGUUCUGGGUUGAGAGCACAGCGAGUGGGCUGAUCAGGAUGUGAGUAUGGGCAGGCGCUGACGUACAACCUCCCACCUGGUCAGCUACAGGGUUUCCCGGGCCUAAAAUCAGGGAGUUUUCCUGGGAUGCAGAACUCAGAGGUUCAUGAGUUUAUUGAGCGUUUGGACUUAAAGAAACUCUCAGACUGAACCUGUGAAAAAACUCCCCAGACUGAGACUCCAAAUAGAAAAGGAGCAAAGACGGGGUCUGUCUCUGGAUGGAUUUGCCCCUCCGUCGUCCGUUUCUGCCCUCUCCCUGACUCGCUCUCUUCCCGUCUGUCUCUGACGUCUCCCACAGCGCAAUUUCCCCUGUCGUGCUUCGAGUCCACACAGAGGGGGCUGAUGGGUAGUCACGAGCAGGGUGCGGUGUGCCAAACUCUGGCACUCCUCCCUCACGAUUAGUCUGACAAAAACCGCCCUCCUUAGCAUGUUAGAGGACGACCCACCCCGUCCCACCCGUGAUUGAAUUAUCCAAAACCUUUCCAUUUCUCUCAUUUGACCUUUAGCUGCACCGACCUGACAACCCCAAAACUCCCCCUCCAACUCCAGCUCUCAUAUCCCCCUCUUCUUCACCUCCAUCUUUGCUGCUUUUGUCAUUUCGUUUCACUCUCAAAGGAGGAUCUGAGCUGGUUUCCCCCUUUUUUUCUUUCUUUUUUUUAAUGUAAACCUCGUCUCAACUCUGAAUCCUCACCGACACACUGGCCUUCAUCGAGGCACAUCCCAGGAAUUUUCCUCUUCCUCUCACUCCCUCCACCACCUAACAGCUAAACGAGUCUUUGGACAAUAAAUUCUAAUUGCAGCAGGCGCGUCAAACAUGACGAGGUAGAGGAGGGAGGGGAGAAGAAAGAAAGAGAGAAACAGAGAAAGAGGAGGAGGAGGAGGAGGGGAGGAUUUGGUUAGUCUGGUUUGUUGGUGCACAGCGCCCUCCUCAGUCUGAGUCUGACACUGUUUUCAUCCUGCUCUGAUCAUUUGAAUGGAUCCAGGUCUUUGAAACAGGAUCACUCUGACUGACUUUUGACUCUUGAAAUCCUGUAAUGCUGCGUUCAUGAGCGCCUGGGAAACUCUGACUCUCCAGACUUUAGUGUUUUCAUGAGAUUUAAAGGGUCAUAAUUGUCUCAUUACAGCAAAUUACUGUUAAAACCAGGGCUGGGUUAUGAUCGAAGUGACUUUUUCCCUGUUGAGCUGCAUCAAAGUUCGACUUUUAAAGACUUAAACUCCAUUAAUGUGAUAAAACAGCUGAAUGUCAAACUUAAGAGUAUUUUUAGAAGAGUGAAAUAUCUAAACUUGCAUAAAUUCAUCCCACAGAAAGAGAUAAAACUGUGCUCACUCUGUCCCUCUGCUCCACUAAAACACACUUGAUGCUGUUCCUCUCCACCUGCUUUGCUGCAGACACGUUUUUGCAGCCUGUAAGAGCAAAGUUGAUGUGCAUGCAUGAUAAGUUUUUUUUGUACCAUCAACAGUUUUAGUUUUGGACCAAACUUUGUCAUCAGCUCUGCAAGAUAAUCACAGAUUUUUCUUUAUCGAUUUGUUCAUCAGUUUUUUGGAUUCCUGCAGCAACACAUGGAAGAAGCCUCAGACUGCAUCCUCCUUAUCUUCUGUCUUGUUAAACAUCUGCCUCUUUCUCUUUUCCACAGCGGAGCAGUAUGGCGUGGAGACCAAAACCAUCGCAGUCGACUUUGGCAGAUCAGACAUCUACCCCAAGAUCGAGGCCGGGCUCGCUGGUCUGGAAAUCGGGGUUCUCGGUAAGAGUUUGUUCAGACUCAAAUCUGUCUACUAAUACUUGCAUUUAAUCUUCGACUCAGUCAGCAGGGACUUAACUUGAGGACUUGGAGGGUCUGUGGUCCAAUUGAGUGCCAGCUCACUUCCUUCAGAAAGUCGCCUCACUUCAACACUUUGCAUGAACAAAGAGUCCUGUUUGUGCAUGCAUGAAUACGUCUCUCCUCCGUGUUUAAAAGUAGAGUGAAAAUCUCAUCUCCCCCUCUGGGAUUGCCUUUCUUCUUGGGUGGACCUGUUUUGGGGAAUGCAGGGAGUAAAAAAGUUCAGAUAUUCAUGUGAAGAAGUCAGAAAGUUAUUUCUCCAGUUUUAUAACCUUGACCUUAAAGGGAUAUGGAUGCAACAGGACGACUUUGUAGAGAGUUUAAAAAUGAUGAAUGUAGAGCCACUGAAACAAAAGUUGGACGUGAGAGUUUGGACAGUUUGUCGUCUCGUAUCGUCUUCCAGUUGGUAAAGUCACUCCGAGACAAAUCUGUCUUUUCUUUUACGCGUCUAAACUCUCCUGUCUUGUCUUCAACUUUCCCCUCUUGUAUUUGUCUUUAAAAGUCGACAUGAAAUCCUCCCAGACAGUCUCUCUUCUUCACACUGACGGGAUGACUCAUACUUCCUGGCGUUUGAAGCCGCUCUAAAGUUUCGGAUGUCGGACGUCUCCGCUCAGGAGUUCACGUUGUACUUUUUAGUCGAACAUUUUAGGAACUCUGUGUCCUUUUUUAUGAUACCAAUUGUACUCUGGGUGUAAGGUGUGGCUGAGUCGACUGUGGAGAGAAGAAGGCCUGUUUGACUUGUUUGCUUUUGCUGCCACCUUGUGGUAGAACUUCAUGUUGGUGUUUAUUCCUCCAGGAUCAGGGUUUUGGAGUAAAAUAGUUGAAUAUUCUCCUCUUUUGUCUCCAACAGUGAACAAUGUGGGUGUCUCUUAUCCUUACCCGGAGUAUUUCCUUCAUAUCCCCGAUCUGGACAAUGUGAGUUUCUGAUUUCCUGUUUUUAUUUGAACAGAUUUCUUUUCUUUUAUCCUCUGAACAUGUGAUCUUAUUAAAGUCUUUAUUCUUUCUGUGUUUCAGUUUAUCACAAACAUGAUCAACGUCAACAUGACCUCAGUCUGCCAGGUGAGUUUCUCUCCAUCUUCAUCGACUUUUCUCUCUUUCAGGAGGAAAUCAUCUUCAGCAUGAAUAUUCAGUUUGCAAACUUGAUCCUUUAGUUUCACUUCCUCCUCACUUUCUCCUCUUUUUUUGUCCUUCUCCUCCUCCUCCUCCUCCUCUUCUUCUCUUUCUGCUCUUUGUACCACGGUACCUGCAGUGUCUCAGUUGUUCCCAAAGCAACGGUGGACUACACCAACGCUGUCUGUACUCGCCACCCACGCAACUCUCUCUCUCUCUCUUUGUCGCUCCCUGCAUGUCUCACCCUCUCUCUUUACUUUUAAACUUAUUUUUUAAACUCUUUCUGCGCCCCCCCCUGACGCCUCUUGUUGUUGUUUUUGUGAUAUUUGGUGAUAACAGAGUGUGUUUCUGCUCCUUUCUAGAUGACCCGUUUGGUUCUGCCCAGGAUGGCUGAGAGGUGAGUUCAGUGAUUGGCUUCCAUGUUUUGCGACAUGACUGCAGUGUUGUUGUGAAUGAGGGGAUGUUGCACAGAGUUAAAUCCCUGAAUAAAACGCAGACAGGUCGUUAGUUUUGGAGAUUUCACUUCCUAAAGGUGACUCUGAGUGAAAAGAGGGAUGAGAAAUCCUCUCCAUCACUGCAUCUCUUUUCCUCUCCUCCUUUGUUCGCAAUGCUGACAAGCUUUCAAUUCACACAAAGUGCUCUUCCCACCCCAUUGGCUGCUCCGUUCCCAUGUGACCCCACACCGCCAAUAGCAGCGCAGGCACAUUUGAUGCCGUGUGAGGCUGGAGCGUCGCUCCACUACAUCACUGCAGCAACAGGCUGCCAUGGCAACACACACGGCCACUACCACACUGUUUUAGUGUGUGUGUGUGUGUGUGUGUGUGCUGACUGUGUAUAGACACAGGGUUCCCACUGGCCUGGAAAAUCAUUGAAAGUUUGAGGAUUUGCAGCGAGAAAAUAUCAGUCAGAGACGUUUUCUUCCUCUGUUCUGUUAUUGGAUCAGAGCUGAAAAUCUGGAGGAAAUCCCAGUGAUGUCAAAGUGUUACCGCAGCAACAGUUAGACUGAGGAUCUCUGCUGGGUCUCUACAUGAGAAACAGAAAUGUGUGUGACGUGACCGAACCACAAAAACACGAUGAUUGUGAUCCUGGCCUCCCUGAAAACUCUCACAUGUGUCCGUUUGUCAGAUCCUUACAUGUUUUUGUGUUUCUCUCUCAGGUCCAAAGGUGUUGUCCUCAACAUCUCCUCUGCUAGUGGCAUGUACCCCGUCCCUCUGCUCACAGUCUACUCUGCCACAAAGGUAUGUGCAGACCCCCCCCCUCGCUCUUAGUGUGUUUCAGGUUAUUUUCACAUGUACUGAUCAUCUUCUUUGCUGGUUCUCUGCAGGCCUUUGUGGAUUUCUUCUCUCGUGGUCUGCAGGAGGAGUACAGACGUCAGGGUAUCAUCAUUCAGGUGAGUUUGGGGAUCUCUCCUCUCAUGGUUUGUUUUCUGCAGAAGUCUUGGUCUCCUCUCAAUUCUGCUGUCGUUAUGAUCAGUAUAAUUCUGUUUGAUUAUCCAAAUAUCAUUCAUUAAAAGUUGAAACAGCAUCAUUUUACCUUGAGCCUCUCAUACGGGCCAUUGCUGAAUUUUCCUGAAAUUCUUUGACAAAGUAUUUACCAGAUCAGGAUCCUUUUAACUGACACUUCCUGAUUAAAAAAGCCCAAAAGGUUCACCUUGUUGCUCUCAGCCUGUUCGGCCUAAAGGUUAUAAAGUAAAACACCUUCAUUUAUUAAUCCUCUGUGUUUUUUUUCUGCAGAGGCUGUUUUUAAAAACUGUUGCUUCCAACCAGACUUGUUUGUUCUGUUUUUAGCCUCCAUGUAAAGUCAACCAUGCGCCACCUGGUGGUUGCAGUGUGCACAGCAGGUUCACCUCAGCAAACCCGGAGUGUGGUUUUAAUCUGAAAACUCAAAGUGUUCAGACCAGUUCAAUGAACUUUUGAAUGUCUGUCAUCAGUUUUAGUGUCUUCAGUGCCGUUAGUGAUCUUCACCGAACUUCUUUAUCUUUGUCAGACAUGUUGUAGCCAAACAAACAAAGCAGGAUGAUUGUCUCUUUAUUCAUUUUAUUCUGUUUAUAUAUAAUAGCAUGAAUGUUGAAAAAUGCAGCACCCACAUAUGACAAUAAAGAAGGUGGCUGAUCAGGUAUACGCUUCAGACAAACCAGGAAUCACGUUAGAAUUAGAGUUGAAGUGUCACACAGGAUUGUAAAGAUGCUGGUGUAAAUUGCACAUUUGCUAGUUUGAUGACACACAACCAGUUGGAGAAAACCUGCGUGUUUUUGUAUGUAGUAUUGCAAAAUGGUAACAUUCAUGGAUGUGUUGAUGUAUGCAGUAGAGUUCUAGACACAUUCACAAAUCAGCUUUGUCUUGAUCCCCGCCUUCAGGUGACCUUUUAAACAGAGUCACAUCAGACUUCAUGCUCAUGCUGGUUUAGGUUAAAUGCUCUUAUUUCAAACUCAUCCACAAGUUUUUCUUCCUGUCUCCCUGCAGAGUGUGCUGCCCUUCUUUGUGGCCACCAAAAUGACCCGCAUCAGGAAGCCCACCCUGGACAAACCCACCCCUGAGCGUUAUGUCGCAGCUGAGCUCGCCACUGUGGGUCUGCAGAGCCAGACCAACGGCUACUUCCCCCACGCUGUCAUGGUAAGAAGAAAUACUUAAACGCUAUAAAGUGCUAAAAUAAGGCGUGCAUUUAGUCCAACUAGUUCUAUUUUCAAUCGUCUCUUGAACAAGAAAAAAGUCUUGAACAUUUAGGUGCUGAUUUUGGAGUCUUAUAUUCAGGUGCAACUAAAAGCAGUUCUACGACUCACGGCUGUGUUCAGUUUUUUUAAUCAAAAGUUUCACAGAACUUUUGACAUUGCUGCAAAAUACAAAGAUUCAAAGCACUGCGCUUUCUUGCAUGAUUUGCAUGAAUUAUAAAUUUAUUGAUUUAUUUAAUUUAUUGCUGCAUACCUCCCUUUUUUUUUAACCUCGUUUUUACCUUUUCUUACGUUUUUAAUAUACUCCCUCCCUUUCAUUAUUAUUUUUAUUUUAUCUUGUUAUUUUAUUAUCUAUGUAUUUAUUUCUCUUCCUCAUUUUAUCCAUCCUCUAUCCACCUUCUUUUUCACCUUCCUGAUGUGAUGCCCUCAACCAUCAACCGCCAGUCCUUAACUGUCAGUUUUCCUUUGUCUGUUUCUGCCUUUGUUUGUUUCUUCUGUUAAAGCACUUUGUAAACAUCUGUUUUAAAGGUGCUAUAUAAAUAAAGUUAUUAAUAUUUUUUUCCACUUUGCAAAACUUGCUGCAAAAUCAUUGCGUACUGAUUUAAAAACUCUUCUUCCCGGAUCUCUUUUUUUUCAAACUGCACGUAUCAAAACUCAUUAAAAAAUGCUUUUCAAAACUAUAAAACCAAACAUUAAGUUGCACAAAAAGCACAAGAAGAUGAAAAGAAGUAGAGACUAACAGUUUGAGCUUCAUUUGACUUAAAGCCGUACAUUUCAAACACUCUGGAUAUGAAUUAAAAUGAAAAUAGGUCUUUUUAAAAGUGGUUUGAAAUAAGAAGGAAAUGUUUAGGGUUAAAGUUUGAGGCCUGAAGUCAAACUAAUCUCAAACCUCUUCUGUUGUUUUCUUUCCUCACAGGGUUGGGUGACCACCAAACUGGUGCCGAGCAGCAUCGUCAUCUUCCUCGGAGCCAGAAUGAACCGUCUGCAGCGCACCGGGUACCUCCAUCGGAGGAAGCUGCGUGAGCAGAAGAACGGGACCAGUUUAAAAAGUGAAUAAGAAGACGUCUGAUGAACCUGCGGGCAGCCGCUCUGUUCUCACCUGCUACAACGUUUAAAGAAAAAGAAAGAUUGUGUGUUUGAUCCUCCAGGGUUGCCUGAGAUUUCACCUUUGUGCCUGUUAGUAAACGUGCGCAUCCAUGUUUGUGCACAACUUUGUGUUUAAAACUGCAACCUCUGACCUGAUGUGAUUCAUCCGGACAGAAAUAGCCUGAGAAGGCAGGAGCUGAAAUGAUAAUAAAGUGCUGCUCUUAGCAAAGGACAUUCAUAUUUUUUUGUCACUGACACUGUUGGUGGAGACAUUAAAGCCAUAAAAUAAGUGAUUUGUUAACCCUGCUGUUGUAAGCAGUGGAAAACGGUGGCGGGUAUCUUUUUUUUUUUUUUAUUAUAUGUAUGUAUUAUUAUUUAUUUUAGAACACUUGAGCCAAAGACAGACCUUUAGACUAGUUUUCAACCUGUUUACAAAUCAACAAGCCAUCUCAAGAAAGCUACUCCUCUUAUUCUUGUCAUCUCAGUUUAAUGCUAGAACUGAUCUGUUUUCAUCAUAUGUCGGCUCUUUCUACCUUUAUUUUUCCAUAGUAUUGUGUGUUUGCAUCAUAUUUAAGAUGAUACUCUGUGGUGGGUUCUUGUUGCACCGAUGUAUCACUUAUUCUAAGCCAAAGACCUUCAUGUAUUUUCCACUGUCGAGUUUAAUAGAAGUGCCUUUCUACUGAAAGACUGUCAAUGCUGGAUGUGGUCAGAUUCAAUGAGCGGGUGUAGCUGGUUGGAAGAUGUACUGAGGAUCUAGUUCAGUUGGUGCUAUGUAGAACUUCUCAGCAGCUCCAUUUUCUGCUUUAUUUUUAUAUCAAAAUGGAAAUCUUCUAACCCUCUCUGUGUGUAUUCACUUUAUCAUAUAUGCAGAUUUAUCUGGGAGGGAAGAAUCAUUAAAAUGAUAAGCUGUGGUUCAACAUGUAUUUGGAAAUUCAGUGACUUUAUACUCUUUGAAACAUUUGAUCCAAAAUAAAGAACUUUGUCCUCAUUACAGAGUUGGUGCACAGUCUCAAAACCCCAUAUGACUUGGUCUGACCUGUGUCUAAACUAAGCUGCCUUGUGAAUCAUUAUUUUCUGUAAAGAGUCUUUUAAAAUGCUUAGAAAUGAAAAAUUCUGAAUUUCUUCAUGUAAAAUGCACUGUUUACGUUUAUACUGCUGGCAACUUUUGUUUUAUAUGGUUUGUUAAUAAAAACUCUGGCAUACAGCAUUUCAUUGUUUCCUCUUUUAUUCUACGAACAGAUUGAGAUUUUGCAGAAAUAGUUGAAAUAUUGAAAUCUUUGCUCAAAAUAGAAUAUGAAGGCUGAGCGGCACGUGAGUGUUACAAUAAAAGUAAUUUUGAUGUGAAUAAAUGUGAAAAAAUGGGUUUAAAGGAUUGUUAGUAGAAGUAUUCAGUAAAUAUUAAGUCCUCUUAAUAGGUGUAAAGUUAUAUUUCAACUUCAGUAAAUGUAUAAUAUAAGUUGCUGAUUAAUAAUUGUGUAUUUUAAGAGUGUGUAGGUCAAGAUGUACAAAAGUAAAAAUUUUGGGGGGACAGUACUGCACAAACCUUUU
Messenger RNA from Xyrichtys novacula (pearly razorfish), 24145 nucleotides. Lineage: Eukaryota; Metazoa; Chordata; Actinopteri; Labriformes; Labridae. The record is from the annotation of a GenBank genome assembly.